Messenger RNA from Paramecium pentaurelia, 2651 nucleotides. The record is from the annotation of a GenBank genome assembly. NCBI's taxonomy places the organism in Eukaryota, Ciliophora, Oligohymenophorea, Peniculida, Parameciidae.
AUGAUUAAUUAGCAAUUGAAUGAGAAUUAACAAGAUAUUAAUGAGGGUGACAUCUCUUAAGAUAGAUAUGGAGAUGUUACAUUGAUAUAAUAGAAAUAAAAAACAAAUAGAUUUUGGAUUAAAGUGUGUGAAAUUAAUGAAUCAUUAAUUGGUAAAACCAUUUUAGUAAGAGCACGAAUACAUAAUUCUAGAAUUAAAGGAAAAAUUGCAUUUUUAAUUCUCCGAGAAAAUUGGAGUACAAUCUAAGCAGUUUUAACGAAAGGAGAAUAAACUAGUUCGUAAAUGAUCAAAUACAUAGGAAAAAUCACUUUAGAAUCUAUAGUUGAUAUAGAAGCUGUUGUUUUAGAACCAAACAUUUAAAUCAAGUAUUGUACUUAAAAAAUGGAAUUACAUAUAAAAACUAUUAGAGUAAUAAGUAGAUCUAUAUCUAAAUUACCUAUCUAAAUAGAAGAAGCUUCAAAAAGAAAUGUUGACUUUUUUUAUAAUUUAGAACAGUAAAAGUAGAAAGAGAAUUAAUAGGAAAAUACUGUAAUAUAGGAUAUCCAAGAAUAGUAAUUAUCACAAAAUUAAAGAUUAAAUAAUCGAGUUCUAGAUUUAAGAACUCCUGCUAAAUAAGCUAUUUUUAGAGUUAAAUCUGGAAUAGCUUUAUUAUUUAGAUAAUUCUUGAUAGAAAAGGGUUUUAUUGAAAUUCAUACUCCAAAAUUAUUAGGAUUUAAAACAAAAAAUAGUUAUUGCAAUUUUAAUUUAUAAUAUUUCAAUUAAUAAGCCUUUUUAUCCUAAUCAUCUUACAUAUAUAAAUAAUUGAGUAUAAUGGCUGAUUUUGAAAGAGUUUUUGAAGUAUCUCCUGUGUUUAAGGCAAUUCAUGGUAAUACUUAUAGAGAAUUGUGUGAAUUUAUUUGUAUGGAUUUAGAAAUGGUUAUCAAAGAACAUUAUACAGAAUUGUUAGAUCUUACAGAAGAAUUAUUUUUAUUUAUAUUGAAAGGAAUUGAGAAAAGAUUUGGUUAAGAAACUCAAAUUAUUUCAUAAUAAUUUCAAUUUAAACCUAUUAAAAUUUCAUAACCUAUUAUCAAAUUAACAUUUUAAGAUGGAAUAAAAUUACUUCAAGAAGUUGAUAUUUUUUAACCUCCUUAAUACUAUUUAACCAUAUCAAACUAAAAAUAAUUAGGAAAAUUAGUUAAAGAUAAAUAUGGAGCUGAUUUUUUCAUUAUGUAUAGACUACCAAGAGAAGAUUAGCCUUUUUAUGUAAUGCCUUGUAAAAUGGAUCCUAAUUUUACUUUAUCUUAUAGAUUUUUUUUGAGAGGAGAAGAAAUUGCAUCAGGACAUUAAAAAAUUCAUGAUUCAGAAAUUUUAAUAAAUUAAAUAAAAGCAAUAGAACAAGAUGCUUAAUUAUUAGAAGAUUACAUAAGUUUUUUUAAGUAUAAUAUUAUUCUCUAUUUAAAGAUUUGGAACCUUUCCUCAUGGAGGAUGUGCUUUUGGUUUAGAAAGAUUCCUAUACUUAUAUNGAUCUAUAUCUAAAUUACCUAUCUAAAUAGAAGAAGCUUCAAAAAGAAAUGUUGACUUUUUUUAUAAUUUAGAACAGUAAAAGUAGAAAGAGAAUUAAUAGGAAAAUACUGUAAUAUAGGAUAUCCAAGAAUAGUAAUUAUCACAAAAUUAAAGAUUAAAUAAUCGAGUUCUAGAUUUAAGAACUCCUGCUAAAUAAGCUAUUUUUAGAGUUAAAUCUGGAAUAGCUUUAUUAUUUAGAUAAUUCUUGAUAGAAAAGGGUUUUAUUGAAAUUCAUACUCCAAAAUUAUUAGGAUUUAAAACAAAAAAUAGUUAUUGCAAUUUUAAUUUAUAAUAUUUCAAUUAAUAAGCCUUUUUAUCCUAAUCAUCUUACAUAUAUAAAUAAUUGAGUAUAAUGGCUGAUUUUGAAAGAGUUUUUGAAGUAUCUCCUGUGUUUAAGGCAAUUCAUGGUAAUACUUAUAGAGAAUUGUGUGAAUUUAUUUGUAUGGAUUUAGAAAUGGUUAUCAAAGAACAUUAUACAGAAUUGUUAGAUCUUACAGAAGAAUUAUUUUUAUUUAUAUUGAAAGGAAUUGAGAAAAGAUUUGGUUAAGAAACUCAAAUUAUUUCAUAAUAAUUUCAAUUUAAACCUAUUAAAAUUUCAUAACCUAUUAUCAAAUUAACAUUUUAAGAUGGAAUAAAAUUACUUCAAGAAGUUGAUAUUUUUUAACCUCCUUAAUACUAUUUAACCAUAUCAAACUAAAAAUAAUUAGGAAAAUUAGUUAAAGAUAAAUAUGGAGCUGAUUUUUUCAUUAUGUAUAGACUACCAAGAGAAGAUUAGCCUUUUUAUGUAAUGCCUUGUAAAAUGGAUCCUAAUUUUACUUUAUCUUAUAGAUUUUUUUUGAGAGGAGAAGAAAUUGCAUCAGGACAUUAAAAAAUUCAUGAUUCAGAAAUUUUAAUAAAUUAAAUAAAAGCAAUAGAACAAGAUGCUUAAUUAUUAGAAGAUUACAUAAGUUUUUUUAAGUAUAAUAUUAUUCUCUAUUUAAAGAUUUGGAACCUUUCCUCAUGGAGGAUGUGCUUUUGGUUUAGAAAGAUUCCUAUACUUAUAUUUUGAUUUAAAAAAUAUCAGAAACGCAAGUAUGUUUCCAAGAGAUUCUAGCAGAUUAUUUCCUUGA